This is a messenger RNA of Helicoverpa zea (corn earworm), 2462 nucleotides long. It is a transcript of the gene RIOK1, whose product is annotated as serine/threonine-protein kinase RIO1. Lineage: Eukaryota; Metazoa; Arthropoda; Insecta; Lepidoptera; Noctuidae. The record is from RefSeq and is a predicted model, not a curated record. The transcript has 4 exons. Gene Ontology annotation, molecular function: protein serine/threonine kinase activity; ATP binding. Gene Ontology annotation, biological process: maturation of SSU-rRNA. The coding region runs from base 139 to 1701 and encodes 520 amino acids. Gene Ontology annotation, cellular component: preribosome, small subunit precursor; cytosol.
AAAAAUACAACAACAAAAGUUCGCGAUCCACAUGGACUAAGAGGUUGUUUUGGAUUUUUACUACAAAAACAGCUAUUAUAUUAAACAUAAAUUGUUCAUAAUUUAAGCUCACUACUUUUACUAAGUAUUCUUGUCACGAUGGCGGAAGGCCAGUUUAGUGAUUACGAGGAAGAUAUAACUGUUAAGGUUAAGAGUGUUCGGUUUUCAGAUGUUCCACAAAUCAAAAACCUAAGUAGUGAAUCUGAAGAUGAUGACGAUUUCAAUUCAGACGAAUACUUUCACGAUUCCGAUGAUCCUAGUCAGAACAAGAAGAAAAACAACAUCAACUCUCAAGCACCAUCUAAUAAAGUCAGUUCCUACCAGCCGAGCGAAAAGUUAUUCAAAAAAUAUGUUCACAAAAUCAAUGUUGACAAAUACGAACCAAUGUCGAGGAAAACUGAAAAAUUCAUGGACAUUAACGAUAGAAAGGCCGAUAAUGAGAGGAUUAGGAUUAAGGACAAACAUGACAGAGCUACUGCUGAGCAGGUCAUGGACCCUCGCACUAAAAUGAUAUUAUUCAAACUUCUUAAUAGAGGCAUUAUCAAUGAAAUCAAUGGUUGCAUAUCUACUGGUAAAGAGGCCAACGUGUAUCAUGCAACCUCAAAAGAUGGAAAGGAUUAUGCUGUUAAAAUAUUCAAAACAUCUAUUCUAGUCUUCAAAGACAGAGAUAAGUAUGUGUCCGGAGAAUACAGAUUCAGAAAUGGCUACUGCAGGUCUAAUCCACGUAAGAUGGUGCGAACAUGGGCGGAGAAAGAAAUGAGAAAUCUGGUACGAAUGUAUAAUGCUCAACUUACUGUCCCUGAACCAGUGAUUCUACGUAGCCAUGUGUUGGUUAUGUCUUUUAUGGGAGAAGACGGUUGGCCUUCACCAAAAUUAAAAGACGUUGAAAUAUCACAAUCUACUGCUCGCUCUUUAUACAGAGAUAUUGUUAUGAUGAUGUGGAAAAUGUUCAACAUAUGCAAGUUGGUGCACGCUGACUUAUCAGAGUUUAAUCUUUUGUAUCACCAAGGGAACGUUGUCAUCAUAGACGUAUCACAAUCAGUGGAACAUGAUCAUCCCCAUGCGUUUGAGUUUUUACGUAAAGAUUGCACAAAUAUUUCAGACUUCUUUAGAAAGAAGGGUGUAGCUACCUUAACAGUUAAGGAACUGUUUGAUUUUAUUACCGAUUCUACAAUUAAUGAGAAUAAUUUAGAGGAAUGCCUUGAGAAACUGUCUGAAAAGGCUGCAGCAAGGAACUUUGAGGAGAUGACAGCUCAAGAACAGGUUGAGGAGGAAGCCUUCAAAAAUAUCUACAUUCCAAAAAGGCUAACUGAGGUCAUAAACUAUGAGAGAGACAUUACAAAAGCAAAGAAGGGUGACACAGAAGACCUAGCAUACAAGAAGAUUGCUGGCUUCAACGAGGACCUGACCGCAGCUGAGAAACCUGAUAUUCUACAGGAAGAUGAGAUUUCUGACAGUGGCUCUGACAGUGGUUCUGAGGGGUCGGAUGAUGAUGAGCAAACAACAAAGCAAUUCAAAAACAGCGCCCGACCCAGAGAUGAAUCACCAAACAGCAAAAAAUUAAGGAAAAAAGCUGUGAAGGAAGAAAAAGCUGAGAAAAGGAAAACUAAAACAAAGAAACAUGUCAAAAAACGACGUGACAAGGGUGCGGGGAAAAGAUAGAAAUAUUAUUUCACUUUAUAGGUAAAGAUUUCUGUAUAAAAUAUUGUAUUUUAUAUUCCUUUAGCAACAGAGUAAUUAACUAUAUUGUACUUUCGUAAGUGCCCUAUAAAAAUAUAAGGAAUUUUUAUAAAAUACAAUAGCAGCUAAACAAGUGAAGUCAUUAUGAUGAUCUUACCUAACUUCUUGUAUGUCGCUAAUGAUAAAACAAUAGAAAUUCAAUUGUGUCCCGCGUAUAUCUGCACUCCGACAUACAACGGGUCAAUGCUGAGAUCGCAAACAAAUAUGUCUGUGUAUGGAGUCAUAUUAUUUGUUCACUAUUUUUUUGUUUUGAUUUAGAUAGCUCAUCAUAGUCAUAAUAGUAGGUAAUUGGGCUACAGUUCCAAACCUUAUUUCAUCUGUAUCACUGUGUUCAAAGAUAGAACAGAGAAACAUUGUUUUGUUGGUAAUUAGUUAGAAAAUGUAGCCACUAAUAUAAAAUAGUUAUAAAUGUUUUGUUUUUAUACAUGCAAAGUUGGUGGUUUUUGCCAACUUUUUCCAGUGCUACAUGAAAAUUUUCACCACGUCUGCAAUAAUUUCAUACAAAAUGAAGUUCCAGUUAUAAAUUCUAAAUACUAAAUAAAUAUUGUCAUUUUUUUGAAGGGUUGAAACAGAUUUAUGUAUUUACUUUAGUUUUCAACACAUAAAACAGGUGCCUUUAUUGCAAUAAUGUAACUGCCGUUAAUAAGAGGGAUAAAUAAAACUAUUAUUUACUUGUCAAUUUA